Molecule: messenger RNA, 10607 nt
Organism: Xyrichtys novacula (pearly razorfish)
Lineage: Eukaryota; Metazoa; Chordata; Actinopteri; Labriformes; Labridae
Source: the annotation of a GenBank genome assembly
AUGGUCUUGGACAACGCACAGCUGAGCGUGGACAAUGGGACAAUGACGAAGAGCUUUGUGGAGAUCAGUACGUUGGAUUUAACUUCUUCAAACCAGACUUGUCAGCAGGAUUACCGGUCGAUUCUCAGUUUCUUUUUAAUCCACUUCUUCUUCUGUUUUCACCUCUUUGUUUUAGACCCUGAUGCCAACGUUGCUGCUCCUCCUCCAACGGUAAGUCACUCAACAUAACUCUUUUUAAACAGUCAGUCCGGUCAGAUAGACGGUUUAGUCAGUUUAAAGACUCACCAGGUUAGUGGGAGACUUGGAGAUGUGAAACUUGAAGACAACUAAAAGAGGUCAGAUAGAUGUCUAAAUGUAACCUAGCCCUUUAAUGCCUGACACCACAAAUUAUGGCCUGAAAAUUCAAUUUUUUUGGAGCUAAAAUGUUUGACUUACUACUAAAAACCAAAAAAAUAUAUAUAAAUGUCCUUAAAAUUUAACAAAUCUGUUUAUUUAUCUUGUUUGUUAUAUUUUAUGUUUUUGGGAACUGAUAAACCACAAGGACAUUUUUAUAAUUUAUCAGACUGUAUUCAGGUGUUUUUUUCAGUAAUUUGUUGAUCAUAUUGAUUUGAAAGAAGUAUUAUAAAAGUAUGUAUCAAAUAUGAUACAAAAGGCAUUAAAGGGCUGGACAACUGGUCUGAAAUCAGGCUACCACAGGUCUAAAAAUAAAAGUUUUUUAGACGUCUAAAUCUAGACCAAGUUUAGACCAAGUCUAAAUCUGGGCUAUAUCUAUACUACACUGUAUAUUACUUAACAGCUAUCAUAAUUAUUUUGGUGAAGUACUUGGAGAUCAGUUAUGCAACUCAUAAUGGGUUAAAGUGCAACGUCUUAAUUCUAAAAAUAUACAGAAUCUAUACGGUUGAAAUUAGGUCAAAAACAAAACUAGACGUCUAAUUGCCGUCUGUGGCUCAGUAGGUUAAAAUAAUUUGCUUACUAUGCUAGAGUAAAAUUCAACAACCUAGAUAAGUUCUGAAACGGUGAAAUAGUGAGCCGAUAAUUAUUUAAAUGAGUUGCCUUAAGCCGUCUUUUCACUGUGGUCUCAUUAAUUGUUAAAAGCUCACAGUGAUAGACACGAUGAUAAGCUCUAUUAGCCGACAGUGAUGGACAACAGCGAGGACGAUGAGACUGUGAGUGAGAAAAACGACAAAGUUAUCCCAUAACUGAGCGAUAACAAACAUUCAUAGACCGGUCCAUUCAGACAUCAGGCCAGUCGCUCAGGAGGUAGAGCGAUCGUCUAAUAACUGGAAGGUUGGCGGUCGAUUCCCCCCUAUCCCAAGUCUGUCCAUUGUGUCCUUGGGCAAGACACUUAACCCACCUUACCCCCAGUGUGUGUCCUCCACUUGUGUAUGAUUGUGAGGGUUAUAUGGUGGUGAUCGGAGAGGCUGUAGGCGCAAACUGGCAACCACAUUUCUAUCAGUCAACAGCUGUGACUACUAAGGUAGUUUACCACCACCAAGGUGUGACUGCAUGAGCGAAUGAAUGAUGCAGCCAAUGUGAAGCACCUUGAGGGUCUCAUUAUGAAGUGAUCGCCUCUUUGAAUCUCCUAUCAGGAACCCAAGGUAGAAGCACCAGAGCAACCAGACCCCUCCAAGAUCGAGGUGGUCUCCGUGACAGAGGAAGACCUCCCAACCGUCGAGACCCCCAACACCCUGAAUGUCAGCCCGCUGGGCAGCUUCUCCACCGAGGCCCAACCGGAGAACGAACCCGCCAAACCCGAGGAGCAGAAACCUCCGACCGCGCCCAGUCCGAGCAUGCCAAUCACCAAGGUGCAGCCCUUCAUGAACGGUGAGACCCUUAUAGGGUUACAGAGAGAUCUGACUGAAAGGGGAGAUGACUGACACACUUAGUCAGGAGGAUAAUGGAGAUCCAGCUGUCCCAGAUUUGGUUUUAUGCUGCCGUGUCCUUCAGCUCUUUGUUGUCAUCACUUUCACAUGAGGAAGUCGUUUCUCCACCUCUACAGACCUUACUGAGUUUGAUUCACAUCCAGAUUAUUGAGCUUUUUAUCAAGGUGAAUGAGAGUUUGACUGAUGAUGGAGUUGUUUACUUGGUUGGACACUUUUUUCUAUCUAUUGGCGUUGGAUUGAAAUCAGCUGUAUCUACCUCCUUGUUAAACUUCUUCUUUGACAUUUGCAGAUCUUCAUAGCUCUUCACAGUAUUUUCACUCUGUGUUUGUUUCUGAAUGUUUUGUGCUGAUAGAGGAUGACCUGGAGAAGAGCUGGAAGAGCAGACUGCUCGCUCAUCGCUUGGAGCUCCUCAUCUUCUCCUCCGUCAUCGUGGCCGUCAUCCUCAUCCUCGGUAUCGGCCUCGGAGGUAAGAGGCCCUGCGCUCUGUGAACCAGCUGGUAAUAAUGGAGCCGCUGUAGCAUGGCAUGACUUUACCUCAUCAAUAUUUGAUCGGGUCCUUACCUGUUAUAUAAUUUAAGUCCGACCCACGCGGAGAACUCCUGAGGUCACUGACACGAUAUUUAAAUUGAAUUUGACGGGCUGUUUAACAGAGUAGGGACAUUUUUACAGACAGUUACACACGUAGGAGGAGAAAUAAGCAGGAAAAUUAACCGGAAGAAACUCGGAGGACGCUAGUUUGUGUUCCUGGAGAUGUCAGUGGUUGUCGAGUUCUGAGAAACAGCUGGUAUCAAAUGUUGCCGUGGUGAUAGCAGAUCACUGCUCUCAGCAUCAGAGGUUCAGAUGGUUUCAUGAACUGGUCGACUUUAUCAGUUAAAUAGACGCUGACUAGGUUGUAGGGCUGAACGAUGAAUCGAUUUUUAAUCCUAAUUGGAUUAUUUGAUGAUGACAAUGUUGAAAAAAUUUAAAUCAUCAAAUCGAUUUCUCCUCUCUUCUAUCAUCUCUCCCGCCUCCAGGCGUAGGGGAGGCUCCGUAGGCUCCUCAGUUCCCACACACACCAGUGUAAACAAACAUGGCGUUUACAAAAGAAGGCGAUAAUUUCGUGGUUAAAUAGAACAAGAGCGAGUCAGUCGUGUUGAAUUGGUACGGCUUCACAGUUUCAGAUGAAGAGCAAACCACUCCCCGCUGUAAAGUCUGUCUGAAGGCGGUAUCAACCUGUGCACGUGGAAACAAAUUCAGGAGGAAACGCAAAAGUUUUUGUUGUUUCAGCGUUUCAUCCACAUGGAAACAACGUUUUAUCUGGAAACGAAUAUGUGACACAGCGUAACUCUUUUUUGGUGCCUGCGUUUGUCCGGCCAAAACAACCUGUAUACACAUGCUCUUUACUCUUCUUCUGUCUUUUGUGUAUUUCCUCAGCAGCGUUACAGCACUACCCACUGGCUUGGCGUAUGCACUACAUCGUUGUCAGUGGUUUGGUUUUGGGAGAUGAUAGAAAAAACGAUUAUUAAAGUGAAGUUGUCACUAAAUAAAAAAAUCGAAAAUUGACUUUUCAGAGAAAGAAAAUGUGAUUUUAUUUUAGGCCAAAAUUGUGCAGCCCUACUAGGUUAGUGUAGAUAGUACAGAGGAUUAUCUGUGACCGUGGUUCAUCAAAAAUAGACCUGACAUAGAGGAAGGUAUGGUGACAUCUGUCAGGGUUUGACUCUGGGAGUUUAGUUCCUGAUCUCUAACUUUAAAAGUAAAUACAGUACGAUUAAAGCUCCAGUUAGGAGUUUUCAGUGGGUUAUGAAGCAGACGAAAAUUAACAGUGAUGCAAACAACAUCAGUCAGAGCAUAGACACAGGACACUCUCAGCUGGUGUCACGCUAGUGUUAAUCGAACAAACACUGAAAUCGAACACAAAGCUAAUGAGGAGGAUGUAACUCCCUCUGAUGACAUUAAUCCCUUGUUUGUUUGCUCUAUCUGGAAAACACAAUCUGUAAUUUAAGACUCGGUCUGGGUGUGAUCUGUGUGUGUCUGUGUUUGUGUCCACAGUGGGUCUGAGCUGUAUGGGGAAGUUUCGUUGCGGUUCUUCGUCUCAGUGUAUCAGCGCCUCGGCUCAGUGCGACGGAGUAAUUCACUGCGACAACGGAGACGACGAGAUCGGCUGCGGUGAGUAAAUGAUAAACUCGGGAACCGAAGAUGCAGUUUUUUUCUUGGACUAAAUCUGAAAACAUGGAUCGUCUCAUUUGGAGGUAAUAGAGUUGAAACUUUCAGUUACGACAUACAAAAACCGUAUGAUUUAAAAUCUACUCACCUUGUGAGACCGGCAGCUUAACGAUUGUUGACAUCUUGUUUUGGUCCGCCAUCAGCUGAUUGGUAAAGGCCGAGGACGAGGUCCGAGAAAGACCUCACAGCCUGCUGCCAGUAUAGAAAUAUGACAGAUAGAAGUGUUCGAUCCCAUCAGCUCACUCUAGUAUAAGUAGAUCUAUGUUCUUUCUGCAUACCAAUACUUAAGAGCUUAUUUUUCUACAGUUCAUGCUCAAGCUUUGUCAUGUUUAAAAUCAGUGUCAGCUUCUGUUCACUUCUGUCUCUCUAAAGUGGGUCUGCCUGUUUGUCUGUCUGUCUGUGUCAGUGCGUCUGAGUGGGGGGAACUCGGUCCUGCAGGUCCAGAGAGGGGGUGUCUGGAGGACGGUCUGCUCAGAGGGCUGGAACAACGCUCUGGGGAUCUCUGCGUGCAAACAGCUCGGAUAUUCCAGGUCUGGUUUUCUCCCUGAACUAUCAGUCUUUUAUUUUAAUAAAGUCCAUAAAGUUAUAAAGUUAAAUCGUCAUCAGUCACGUGAUCAUCGGUUGUGUUUCCAUCAGGUACGUGGAGUCUUUCUUUGUCUCCCAGACCUCCAUCGAGCAGGAUCUUCAGUUACACCUGGUGUCCAUCAACCUGAGCCAAUCAGAGAUCAUUAAGCUGCAGAACAUCACAGCGCACAGGUGCAGAGCAGACCUCUGAUUUGACUGAGUGAGAAAACAUGAAAACUACCUGCUAAUGGUCGAUGACAGAGGGUCUCCAUUUCAGCCUGUUUGAAAACUCCUUACUGGAGCUUUGAUCUAUAGUCGUCUAUGUUUUCUGAGUUUGUCUGUGUCCUCCUCUUCCUCCUCCUCAUGUCCUCACAGUAAGUCUCAGUGCAGCUCAGGGAAGGUGACCACUCUGAAAUGUCUGGGUGAGGAACAGACUGAGUGAUUCUGACUCUGAUUUUCUAUGACAGAUGGAGUAAAGAUGGACUCCUCAUGUGUGUGUGUGUUUUUGCAUGGCAUGUUGAUGCAGAUGUGUGUUUUUCUUUCUGCAUCUGUCUGAGUGUCUGCAGAUAUGUUCUCAUAUCAGCUUAACAUAAUAGAUAUACGUAUAUAUCGAGUUUUCAUGACUGAAGAAUGCUGCUUAAGAAUCUUCCUGGUGCACGAAACCCUCUGGAUGUCCAUCAAAAUGCUCCAUCUGUGGACUGGUUUUGAACAAAGUGCUCUCUGGAUAACCUAUCAAAUGAUGAAAUGUAAACAAAAUGCCCCUCAAAUGGAUAAAAUAUGAACAAGACGCUUUCAGGAUGCCCUACCAGAGGAUUGAAUGUAUACUAAGUGUCAUGAUGCACAGGGUUGAACAAAGAACAAAACCUAAAUGCAGACGAAAAAGGGUUCAAUUAAAAGAUCUACAAAAAGAGAAAAAUCCAAAAGUCAAAAUCACAAGGGGACACUGGUGACUCAGACGUACACACACAGACACACAGUGAACCAACAAGACUGAGGGGAAGACAGGGACUAUAUACACACACAGGGAAAUGAGCAACAGGUGAGGCAGACGAGACACAGGUGAGACUCAUGAGUGAUUAACGAAGGAGGGAAAACUAGGGAAGUAAAAGCAGACUAGAAACACGAGGAAUCAACUCCUACAAAAUAAAACAGGAAAUAAACACUGAAAACUGAUCUAAAUAAUAAAACACAGAGAACAGGAGGGAAACAGUCAAACUGAAAACUCACAAGACUGGACUACAGGGGAACAGGAACACCAGGGAACAUACACUCAAAUAACAAAACCAGAAGAAAACUAAAUUUUCAGAACAUAUCAUGACACACAGAGCAUUUUGGUUUCUCUUCCAGUAGAAUAAAUCCAAACUUACUGCCCUCUGGAUGCUCUUCUGGUGGUUAAAUGUAAACAAAGUGCUUCCUGAGUGCCCUCACAGUUGAUGAAACAUACUGUCCCCUCUAGAAGCUCUAACAGUGGACAAAAUCCAAAAAAGACCCUCUGUUUGCCUCUCCAGUGGAUGAAUCGUAACCAAAGUCUAGUCUGAUUAAAGUCAAAUCUGUCCUCCUGAGUUCAUUUCCAAGUCUAAACUUAAUAAAGUACCUCAGUGGAAAAUUAACCUGACUUUAUAUGUUCAGGUGUUUUCUAAGGAUGUGUCUUUAUACUCUUUAAGUCCUUCCUAAUAGAAAGCAGGGCCUUUUUAUGAAGUUUUUUGAGGAUGUUUUACAAAAAAAUUUAAAAGUAUUGAUAUAAAAUUAUGAUGUAGUACAGAUUUAAUGAGUGUUUAUGUGUGUGUUUGUAUUUCUGCAUGUGUGUCUGCAUGAGGAUUCUAUUUUACAGUCUGCUGAUAAAAAACAUCGUUUCACAGUGAUCAGAUAUUUUCCCCUGCAAAUCCACAAAUCUUACAGCGUGUGUUUUCAAACAUCUCAUCACACUUCAGCCACUUUUUUUGUCGUCUUUGUCGUCUCAGAGAAGCACAAACUGACGUGGACGUGUCUCCUGUCUGUCCUCAGAGUGCGGCUCCAGGCCUCAGUACAGCACUCGGAUCGUCGGAGGAAACAUCUCCAGGGAGGGUCAGUUCCCCUGGCAGGUGAGUCUCCACUUCAGCAGCGAGCACCUGUGUGGAGGCUCCAUCAUCACGUCACGCUGGAUCCUCACCGCGGCUCACUGUGUGUACGGGUGAGGACCAAACACGAGCCGGAUCCUCUGGAAAAAUCUAAAAAGGGUCAACAAAGUCACAAACAGAGUCGUGUCUUCUGUCUCCAGGUUUGCAGACCCCUCCAUGUGGGUGGUUCACGUCGGCCUGACGGAGCAGCCGGUACAUGGAGCCCAGUCUCUGUCUGUGGAGCAGAUCAUUUAUCACACCCGCUACAGACCCAAAGGACUGGACUACGACAUCGCACUCAUGAAACUGUCCACGCCGCUGGUUUUUAACGGUAACCUUUGACCUCUUAACCAGACCGGACAUUUAAAGGUGGGGUAGGCAGGAAUCCGUUAAAGAAGCAUCAACAAAAAAACUUUAAUAUCAGUCAAUAGAUAGAAAUCGCUGUGUUCUCUUAUGUCUGUGUAGUCAACAUUUUAAAUGUUUUGAGUGGCCCGCUCUUUCUGACUGUAAACAAAGCCUCGGGUCCUGGACUAUGUCACUUUAUCCUCGUUGUAGAAGUCCUGCAAACAUUGUGUUUGCUGGUAGUCUGUUGGCAUCUACAGUAGCACCAAUGCUUUUGACUUUCACCUUGACUGGGCCCCAUUUGUAAUGAUCUGAAGUAUUUAUCUGCAUUAUAUCUGAAUUUAAUUGGAACGAUACGAGUGAGCAGGAGUGUCUGUUUGUGGGCGGGGCUUGAGGGGAGAGGAGGAGCUGAGGGGAAAACUGGUUGGGAGGGGUAGAGUUUACAUUCAAGAUUUCUCCCAAAAACUGGAACUUCCUCAGAUCUUGACUACCCCACCUUUAAAGCAAUAAAAGAAACACAUGUAUGAGAAUAGAGCAAAUUAAACAGACUGUCAGGGAAGUGACGUACUGGAGCAGGUUUACGAGGUCAGACCUCCCCUGUUUUUUCAGGUGAGUUGGGUCCUCCUCUCCCUCUCAGGUUUCUUCUCUCUCACAGCUCAGCACCAUUAUGUGUAUCAGUUGUCUAAAGUCUGAGUCCAUUAGUCUGAGGUAUAAAAGACAAAGCUGCUGACCUUAUUCUCUGGGAAAUGUAGUUUUUUAAGAGAGUUUGUAGUUCAUUCACAUCCUCCUCUGUAGGCCUUGUGGAGCCCAUCUGUCUGCCAAACCACGGGGAGGAGUUUGAGGAGGGAACCAUGUGCUGGAUCUCAGGGUGGGGGGCGACUGAGGAUGAAGGUGAGUCACAGGUACACUGUAGACCAGGUUUAACGUAAAACUGCCCCUUUAGUGGUCCUGAUUUGAUCGUCUUCUUUCAGGAGAGACCAGUGUGGUUCUGCGCUCGGCCAUGGUGCCGCUCCUCUCCUCUAAAACCUGCAACCAGCCCGAGGUUUACCAGGGCCUCAUCUCCACCUGGAUGAUCUGUGCAGGGUACCUGGAGGGGGGGACAGACUCCUGCCAGGUAGAGACAAGAUAAAGACAGACGACUAAAUUUGGACUAUGUCUGAUUGUUUGUGUAUGUUUAUAUUGAUAUGUCUGUCUGUGUGUGUGUUUAGGGGGACAGCGGGGGUCCUCUGGCCUGUGAGGACUCGUCUGUGUGGAAGCUGGUCGGAGCCACCAGCUGGGGGAUCGGCUGUGCAAUGAGGAACAAACCGGGAGUUUACACUCGAAUCACACGGUCACUCAGCUGGAUCAGGCAGCAGAUGGAGGUCAGUGCAUGAAGAGAGGAGUCCUGGUCCAGGAUGUCAUUAAAGUCUGACUCUGAGACCACAAAACUGUUUAUAUUCACUCUUCCUGAAGCCCAAAAUGUAAAGAGACCUCUGAGAAUCUGAUGGUUGAAACAUGUGCAAAAGCAAACACACGAUAAAUACAUGAUGCAAAUCCAAAAAGCAGAAAUGCAGAAUAAAAAUAACACAGUUUAGGUUCACAGAAGCGCUUCAGGCCUGUAGGAAAGUCGUUGUUGCUUCUAAAUUGGUCGAAUCACGCAGAGACAAUCGUCCUCAAGAUGGUUCAUUGCAAAAAAAUCUUGUUUUCCAUCCAAAAGCAGCUGUUGCACCACCCUCCUCAAAGCCACCAAACUCCACUGAUAAAAACUGUCGUUUUACGGUGCAGAAGACUGAAGCUGCUGGUCUACAGCUGUCUUAGUGGGUUAGUCAGUUUGUGUUGUGUGACUCAAGUGUUUUAAAAGUUCAAGUUUGGAGAAAACACUUCAGUUUUGUGACGCACAAAAAGGCAACUGCAAUCGACCACCUCCUGUGUUCAAUAAAAUUAAAAUGACUGUUUUUGUAAAUGGAGUUUGGUGGCUUUGUGAAACUCCGUCUCUGUUGGGAUCCAUGUAGACAUUGAAGAUAACAGUCUGAACCUGUCAGUGACAAAAAACAAGAACUUUGCGUGGUCGUGUUUCACCCCCCUCGAGGAUCACGUUGCAGCCAUUAAAAGCCUGAUUUGCAGCUGUCGGCUGCUGGAGCGACGCCAAAAUCUCUUUGUAGCUGUUAGUCAUUUAGUCCCGAGUCAUCCUUCAAAAACUCGACUUAAGAGGGGAGUUUAAGGGAGCGUGCAGAUCUACACACAAUCCAUUAUUUUCCAUUAAACCCUGACUAAUUGACGAGUGCCUGCAGUCCCAGCUGUUAGCGGCUCUGAGACGCUGGACUGACAGCUGGUUCUCCUCAUUAAUAGAAUCUGAGUCGAGCAGCUGGCAGCAGGAAAGUCUUCUUAUUUCUCUAAAAGCAGCUGUCUUCAUGUGGAGGAAGCUUUGAACUGCUGCUCUCCACACCAACUUCCUUUUGGCAUUUAGAUGGUGUGAUAUGAGUGAGUGUUUUUCCACUAUUAAAAUCUCUGAUAGGCAGCAUGGAGACAAACUGAAGUUACAGGGACCCUUCCAAAAAUAAAACCGUUUAUCUGGAGACGAUUAUUCCCAAUAAGGUUGUAAAAACAUCUCGGCUCGGGUGGGACUUCUUUCUGUUUGUUUGUUUGUUUUGGUUUUCAAAGCUCUCAGUGGUGUAACCGACUCAACACAAUCUCAAAAACUCUCUGUUUCAAGAGUCUUGACUUUCGGAGGACAAAGCUUUUAAAACGUAGAAAGUAAGCCUGACUGAAUCCUCUCACCUGACAGGUGUUGGGUUUUAUGAUGCUGGUUAUCAAAACACAAAGUGUGAACAUCUGGCUUCUCACGAUAAACAGCACUUUAAUAUGAGGGUGAGUGAUAAAAUCCCCAAAAAGAUAAACAUGAAAAACUUUCACAUCAGACCUGGAUCCAGGGUUGCUGCAGACUUUUGACUAUUUAUGACCAAAAAGAAGAACAUUUAUCAAACAUUAAACUCAGAUGCACAUAUCUAACUUUAGUGGAUCCUAAAGUUUUAAAGAUUUUUAGCCAAACUUAUAAGUUGCCUCUUAUCCUGGUUAAGCUCUCCCUAUCAAUUCCUCAUGCAUGCUGACGAAGUUGGUAUAACUAGAGAAGAAAGCGGUCUGCAACCUUCAUCUCUUAAGGAGGUGUCGAACUCGGUGUUACGGUGUGUUUAAUUUUACACCAGAAUAUCCCUUUAAUAUGAGGGUGAGCGAUAAAAUUCCCAAAAGAUAAACAUGAAAAACUUUCAAAUCAGACCUGGUUGCUGCACACUUUUGACUUUUAUGACCAUAAAAAGAAAAAUAUUUCACUUUUGCCAAAGUUUUAAAACUAUUUUCCAAACUUGAAAGUCGCCUCAUAUCCUGGUUAACCUCUCCCUGUCAUUUCCUGAUGCAUGCCGACCUUAUGCCCCACUUGAGGUUGUCUUCAUGUUUCCACGUUAAUGUGCACUUCAUCCUAAACUUGUCUCUUUUUGUGUUUCAGAGAGAGUCCCACACCCAGAUGACUCUGAGCACGGACAACUGA